UCUCUCUCUCUCUCUCUCUAUCUAUCUAUCUAUCUAUCUCCAUCUAUCUAUCUAUCUAUCGGUCUGUCUAAGAUCGUGGUUUUUCUCUGUUUUAUUGCCCUCAAAACCCUUGUGUUUCUUUAGUUGUGAUGGAGUAGAUGGCUUGAACCACGGAUAUUUCAGUACACCACAACAAAAUUCAAAUUAUUUUUUUAUGCAAAAUUUGUUCCAAAAUCAGUCUGUACCUAAUUUUUCAAAAACCUCAUCUCUCUCUAUUCAAAAGCCUAUUUUCUUCUCAGAUUUUUUAUACUCUAUUUGGCUGGAACUGUUAUGUUUCAAACUUUCAAUACAGUGGUGUAGACAUGACGAGCAAUGGAUGUGAGUUUUUGGGCAAAAAUUGCUCCAAAAUUCUGAAUUUUCGUUUUUUUUUUUGACAUAAUUGGGUUGUUUCCUUUUGAAUAUGACAUGAACCUUGAAAUGCUUUGAUGUUACAAAUAAAAUAAAAAAUCGCUAAAAGGAGGGAUUUUCCGAAAAAGAAACAGGCUAAAGUUUUUAUUUUAAAAUUUUUAUUUUGAAUUUUUCUUCAAUAUAAAUUGGCUGGGGAAUUCCAAGCACCUGGAUAUUAUUCAGCAGAAGUGUACCAUACAGAGGUUCUGUGUGUGUUUGUGUGUUUAUCAUGUACCAUACACAGGUUGUGCAUUGUGUACAUUACACCUGCUGUCUGUGGCUUACUUUUGCCAUUGUUAUCCCUUGUUCCCAAGAAUCCAUCUCUUGGUUAUUUUCCUUGUCUAUUGCCUACUGCUCUCAGCCUGUUAGCUCAAAUCAUGUAUUGUGUUUUUCUGUUCAAUUUUUGCAAGAAUAUGCUUGUUGCUGUGAAUUUUCCAUGCUUUUAUGUAUUAUUUUUCAGUUUAUGUAAUAAUUAAAUUUUAUGUUUAUAAUUUUUUUUCAUUUUUAGAGUGAUGAAAACUACAAUUGCACCAUAAUUUAUUGUAAGUUUUUUUGUCACAUGUCAUAUAAUAAUAUUGUACUUGACUUUGUCAUCUUCCAUCCUUUACUUCAUCAUUUUGCACAAUUGCUUUAUCGAAAGGUUGUAAAUUUAUGAGUUGUUUAUUAUUUAAUGAAAAAUGGGUAGGGGGCUUUCUCCCCCAUGAAUUACCCCGGAAAAAGAAAAAAAAAACUGUCAUUUUGCUUCCUUGUACUUCCCAAUUUAGACAUAAUUUGUGUAUUUGGUGUCUUGCGUUGGUUACCCAUUUAAGCCUCGUUGCAUGAGCUGCUUUCAUGACCUUAGGUUUUCUUGAUAUAUUUAUCUUGGUUUUUCUAUAGGGAUUGUAUACUAUGAGACCAUUUAUUUUUUGUAUAAGGAGGUCACAAUCACUUUCGACCAAUGGAUGUAAAAUUCAAUAGAUGAAAUUGUAUCACAACAUUCAAAAAAAUUUGUUUUGGACAAAUAAUGACGCACCCCUAACCACCCAAUCUCAAAUCUAACCGUCGAUGAUAAUUGUGAACUCGUUUUAUCAGAAGUAAAUGGUCUCAAUGUGCGCAAAAUAUGCCUUCCCUCUAUAAUACGAUGAAGGAUGGAAAAUGGGUUAUAGUUUGCAUGUAGCUAUGCAUCUUUAUCUUUGUUAGCAAAAAUAUGCAUCAUGGAAACAACAUGCGUCAUUGCUAUUUUUAGAUUUCUUGUGGAAUGGAGGCUAAUUGUUGCCAAUUUUGAGUUUGGUAUUGGUUGGAACUAUAAAGAUUUUCGGGUUAUCAGGGGGUUAAAAUUGAUGAGGGGUUCUGUUCGAUAAAUGUGCUUUUUGAGGAGUUUUAUUGCGUGGGGACUAGUCAUUCCUUGGCUGAAUGAGCCUUUGCAUCUCAUGGUGUGGGACAUGGAAUUAGUCAUAGUUUUGUCAUUUUAAUGCUAUGGUUCAUCAUGAUUGAUUGGUGAUUUACGUAAAUGACUAUAAUAUUGCUUGCUAAUUGCUGUUUGCCACAGCAUUUGAAUUUUGGAAUCCCCUGUUAUGGUUAUUAAAAGAAGCUCUGAUUAAUUUUGUCACUGACUUACUAUAAAUAAUUGCUUUCAUUUCUUGUUGUAUCCAGUAAGUGAUGGGGUCGACUAUUCGUAUUCCUAUAGGAAUUUAUGGAAUCGAACAAACAAAAAAUAUUCUAUGUAUCCGAAAUUAUGAGACCAGAGGCUGGAAAUGUGUUGCAAGAAAUGUUCCCUCAAUAUAUAUCUCCAAUUGUGUUGCAGCAGUAGAGACACCUGCAAAGUCGUCCAUGGGAUCACAUAGUGUCUCCUUCCCUGUUAUGGUAAAUGGAUGUACUGGCAAAAUGGGCAGGGCUGUAGCAGAAGCAGCAGUCUCUGCUGGGCUUGAGUUAGUACCUCUCUCGUUUAGUAAUCCCGAGAGAUCUGGUGAAAAGUUACAAAUUGGGAGCGUGGAGAUUUCAAUACAUGGUCCAUCGGAGCGAGAAAGCAUCUUUCAAUCUGUUCUUGAGAAAUUCCCAGAUGUUAUUGUGGUGGACUAUACAGUGCCUGCUGCAGUCAAUGAGAACGCUGAACUUUAUUGUAAAGUAGGUUUGCCUUUUGUUAUGGGCACUACUGGAGGUGAUAGACAAAGGCUUUUACAAACAGUUCAAGAUGCUAACAUAUAUGCAGUGAUUGCACCUCAGAUGGGGAAACAGGUUGUCGCCUUUCAGGCUGCGAUGGAAAUUAUGGCUGAACAGUUUCCAGGUGCCUUUGCAGGAUAUACACUUCAGGUGAUGGAGUCACAUCAAGCAAGCAAGCGGGAUACUUCGGGCACAGCUAAAGCCAUCAUCUCAUCAUUUCAAAAGCUUGGGGUGUCAUUUGAGAUGGGUCAGAUUCAGUUAGUUAGAGAUCCCAAGAUGCAAAUGGAGAUGGUAGGUGUCCCUGAGGAGUAUUUGAGUGGCCAUGCCUUCCAUAUGUAUCACCUUACCUCUCCAGACGGAACAGUGUCUUUUGAGUUUCAGCACAAUGUUUGUGGUCGGUCAAUAUAUGCAGAGGGCUCUGUUGAUGCUGCUAUUUUUUUAUCUAAGAAGGUACAAUCCAAGGCAGAAAAGAAGCUCUACAAUAUGAUUGAUGUUUUGUGUGAAGGCAAUAUGCGGUAGCCUUUGUCCUCUGCUGCAUAUAGAGCCCUUGGAGGAGGAGAAACCUCUUAAUCAGGGAAAAAUAGAAAAAACAUAAAGGAAAAAAAGGAAUCCUAAUGCCCUUUACCUGAAAGGUGGAGAUUUGGUAUUGUGAUUCUAUGGACCUGUGAGGCUCUUCGGCAUCUCAAAUGGUUGUUUGAUUCACCAUUACAUGAAGGUUUUGUGUUGUAACUUAGGUUGGAUUUCAGAAGAGGAAAAUUUUGUAAUAUUUAUGGAAUAUGGUGGCUGUAGGGAUAUGGAAUUUUGUUUUUUUAAUCCUGCAUUUUUGUUCACUCUGAUCUAAGAGUGAUCCAAAAGAACUUAUGUUAUAUAUAAAUUCUGAGUAAGUGGUAAUUAUCAAAGCCGUGAAUAUGGUAAAUAAACAUAA
Messenger RNA from Amborella trichopoda, 3490 nucleotides. The record is from RefSeq and is a predicted model, not a curated record. NCBI's taxonomy places the organism in Eukaryota, Viridiplantae, Streptophyta, Magnoliopsida, Amborellales, Amborellaceae.